AUGAAUCAGAUUUUUAAGAUAGUUCAGUAUAUUUUACUUAUAGAUGAGCUGAAUUUGAGGACUGCUGCAAUCGCCGUACCCCCAACUACCGAAACUGAUGUUAUUCAGGACCGUUGCUGUGGACUAAAUACGGAAGAAGCUAUUUUCACAGAUUCCCAGUUGGACGUACCAGUAAUAGAAAAUAUAAUGAACUGUAGUCCGUCACCAACCACCAUGAGUACCGACAAUGACCCUGAACCAUUUGUUCCAUCUGACAGCUCUUAUACUCCUUCCAAUCAAGCUGGUGAAUCUGAUAGCGAACCAGACAUAUCAACCCUCUAA
Messenger RNA from Acanthoscelides obtectus, 321 nucleotides. The record is from the annotation of a GenBank genome assembly. NCBI's taxonomy places the organism in Eukaryota, Metazoa, Arthropoda, Insecta, Coleoptera, Chrysomelidae.